UUAGUUUUGUGUACUUCUUGGUACGUGUCUUCACUAAGUUUCAGCUUUUUAGUUUUCCCCCUGUGCCCCCUUUGUCAUCCCCCAAACGCAAGUUUAAUACGAAUAUGGCUGCAGCAGUCGCGAGACAAGCCCCAUAUCGCUGGGGAAUAUGUUCUACCGGAAACAUUUGCAAUGACUUUGUGACCUGCUUGCAGUACUUGAAGCAGAAAAAGGGGCGAGUGGAAGUAGCGGCCGUUGCCGCCCGGUCUUUGGAAAAGGCACAGCAAUUUGCGGACAAGUUUUCCAUUCCGUCUGCAUACGCCUCCUACACGGAUAUGUUUAAGGACCCGAACAUCGACGUGAUAUAUGUUGGUGCGAUUCAUCCUAUGCACAAGCAAAUCGUUUUGGAAGCACUUCGGAACAAGAAGCAUGUCUUGUGCGAAAAACCGAUGGGAAUGAACUUGCAAGAGGUAUACACACUGUUCUUGCAGAAGCCAGAGAAGAUUUCAUCUGGUGAUGUAUCGUAGUAGCCGCACGUAUAAACAUUUUAAUUUUUCAUUUCAAUAUGAAGAGAAGAAGCUGAAGCCUGAGGUGAGCUGAGGUCUACAUGAACAACCACGACGAACAGGUCCUGAGUAUGCAAAGUGCGGCUUUGGAGAGCAACUGCCUGCUGCAGGAGGCCAUGUGGACUCGAUUCACCCCUCUGACAAAGAAGGUGCGAGAAUUGGUGCAGGAGCAGCGCGUCCUCGGGGACUUGAAAUUUAUCCAGGGGGAUUUUGGCGUGCAGUUCCCGAGGAGCGUAAAGAGAAUAUGGGACCGAGAUAUGGGUGGAGGAGCGCUGCUAGAUAUUGGUAUAGAAGUGCUUCGUGAUCAUUCUCCUUCUCGUCCAUCUCUACUACUUGAUGAUGAAGUCAUGGAUGUCCUCGAUGUCCGACAAGAUCGAUGGUGACUCAAAUUGACUUCCAUUGCUUUGUCGCAUGUAGUACUGCCUAGUUGUAUCCGCACUCAAACGCAGCUGGCCUGCGGCAAAAGACCUACUUGAGCGACACAACUAGUACACCUUCGAAUCUCCAGGUAUCUACCCGCUCCAGUUUCUUUCCGGUCUCCUCUACCCUCGCCCACCGUCCCCGGAGCAGCCACGACAGCCGCCGGACCCUGCUGACCUUCCCCAGCCAAAAAGCUGCAAGGUUGAGGGUUCCAUCGACGCAGAAACGGGUGUGGACACCGCGGGCGUGUUCUCCGCCACGUAUGAGAACGAUAUAACUGCUGUGGUAAGUUGGAACGCGCUGUGCCAAACCCCGGAGGAGCUGAUGAUCGCGGGCACGAAGGGGUGCUUGAGAAUCCACAGCCCCGCACACUGUGCCACCAAGGCAACGUUGUCCAUACAGGAAAACCGAGAGAGCCAGAAGGAAGAGAAGAUCGAUAUGACCUGCUCAGGUGUUACAAUCUCAAACGUUACAAUAGAGUCUGGAAUUUGUCUUGCAUGACCAGCAUGAGUACCAUACAGAGACUUGGGCUUUUCGCAAUACAAAUUUGGUCAGAUUCUCAUGGGGUUUGGGGCUCCGAAACUUGUCACGCAUGCUCCUUUGGGAGUAGGCCAGAUGUUGCGGAUUUUGCAACACAAAUUCCAAAUUCUAUUGUAACGUUUGAGAUUGUAACACCUGAGCGGGUUAUAAUCGAAAUCCCGCUGCCGCCGGACAUGGACCUAUCCUGUGCAAAAGUAUCGUACUCGUAUAAAUGCAAGUCUUGCAUUACAAAUCUUGUUCCCAAGGCAAAUCCGCAUUACAAGUCUUUAUAUCUCAUGCUGAGAAAAUUUGUAAUGCAUUUAUACGAGUGCGAUAGGAUACUUUUGCAAUUCAUAGGACCGCUCGAAGUUCAAUUUCCCCAACAGCGAACUGAUCAUGUUUGAGGCAGAAGCGGUGUGCGACGCGCUGGACAAGGGAAGGCUGGAAUGUGCAGACUACGGCUGGGCCGAGACGCGUCACGUCACCGGGCUGAUGGAUAUGAUACGGAAAGAGCUCGGGGUGGUGUACCCGUCAGACAAGGAAGUCAAGUGAUGCUGUGAAGAAUGUUUCACGCUUGCGUCAAAGCGAAGUUCAAGUUGAAGUUGUGCUACCAAGUAGAAAAUAGAUGGACAACUACCGCCAAAAUGAAAAUUGAAAUUAGCGACCUUCGUUCUACCGUGUGUGCAUUCAGUGGCAGUCCGGGGCAGGAGAAUGCACUAAGAUGAAAAUCCAAAAGUCUUUCUUCCAAUCAAAAACCGCGCAAGUGGAUUUUCAUUUUUUGAUAUACCUAUCGCAACAACCUACUCUUCGGCUUGAAGCAAACUAAGCCAAGAAAUCAGAAUCUUCACCGAGAAGGAGAU
This is a messenger RNA of Amoebophrya sp. A120, 2344 nucleotides long. The record is from the annotation of a GenBank genome assembly. Lineage: Eukaryota; Dinophyceae; Syndiniales; Amoebophryaceae.